This is a messenger RNA of Linum tenue, 1914 nucleotides long. NCBI's taxonomy places the organism in Eukaryota, Viridiplantae, Streptophyta, Magnoliopsida, Malpighiales, Linaceae. The record is from the annotation of a GenBank genome assembly.
AUUCAAUUCAUCCCGCCGACUUAAAACCCUCAUUCUGUUUCUUUCCCUCUUUUUCAAGUCUACCAAUGGAGGAGCGGCGGCGGCAGCAGCCGUCGCCAGAGCUUCGCGGUCCAACGGAGCCGAACCCGAAUCAGAAUUUCUGCCAAGAAGCUCAACGCACAACGGUAAUACUAUGCGUAGAAUGCAAAGAGAAGGCGGCGAAAUACAAAUGCCCCGGCUGCUCUCUCCGGACCUGCAGCCUCCCUUGCGUCAAAUCACACAAGCACCGGACUGGAUGCUCCGGCAAGCGAGAAGUCGCCCCUUUCGUUCCCAUGUCUCAGUUCGACGACAAAGCCCUUCUUUCUGAUUAUAACUUUCUCGAGGAAGCGAAGAGAGCGGUUGAUUCAGGUGCAAGGAUGAGAGUUCAAUUGCGUGCUUACCCUCAAUUUCGGUUGCCCGUUCACCUUCAAAGCCUGAAGCGUGCUGCAUCAAGUCGCAGAACAAACCUCCUUCUUCUCCCUAGUGGAAUGUCAAGGAGGGAGAAGAACCAAACUCGCUAUGACCGCAGGAAGAAGUCGAUCUUCUGGACCAUAGAAUGGAGGUUUCGUUCAACUGAUGUUGUUCUAGUUGACCAUGGCGUAAAUGAAAACUCGUCAAUUUGCUCUGAGAUUCAGAAGCAUCUGAGCCCAGGACCAUGGAAGCAUAAGUUAAAGCAGUUCUGUGAAGCGGGGUUGGAAUCUCUCACGUGCUUCAUACGCAAAUAUCCAAGAGGGAAAUCACCUUUUCGGGAGCUGGACAUAAAGGCCCCUUUAAAGCAGCAAUUAGGGAAUCUAAGUGUGUUGGAGUACCCUGUCAUCUACGUUCUUCUCCCUUCUCAAAGUUGUGAUUUUGAAGUUGUAGAAGACUUGCUUCCGAUGGCGCGUAGGCCGGAAGCUAAGAAUCGUGUGAGCAAUGAUGAUCAAGUGAUGAUCCCGAAUGGUGUUCCCUUCCGUGAGGAGGAAAUCAUUGAAGAAGAAGAAGAAGAAAAUGCUCCUUCAGGUGAUACGCAGGUUUAUGAUCUUCUUGCACAGGGCGAAGUUAAGAAUCCAGGGUACCAAGAGCCGGCUCAGAAAGCCACAGAUAAUCCAGCUCAGGAGAAUUCGUUGUCGGGAAACAAUUUGCUCAGUUGCUUGAAGGACACUCCAUGUGGAAUAUUUGAUGACAUGGAUUUCGAUUUUGACCAGAGCCUGAUAGAUAAGUAUUCAGAUAUAAUAGAGAUCAACACCGAUGACUUUCUUGAUUUUGAAGGUGAUUUGCCCAUGGAUAUGGGAGGUAACGGUGGAGAUGGUUUUCUAAGGUUCAAUAUGAACCCUGAAGAGUUGGAAGAGGGGGAAAUUGCUGAAUAAGGGGGAGCCCUGAAUUAGACCACCAUAACGCCUUCAUAAUCUUAACCCCAUCGGUUACUAGAUUGAGGCCACUGUGGAUGCUGCUGGUCAAGGGCGCGUUUCAUGCGACUGCAGUUCUGUAAAUCUGAUGUAACUUCUCGCUAAUGCAUGAAAGUGUUGUUUUCUUGUGUAAAAUUGCUGUCAUUUUCUUCAUCGACUUCAUCAGGCUGUGUCCAACUGUCUAUGAUGGCGGCUUUCCUCUCUCGUGGUUCUUGUCCAUAGUUUUUAUCUGCUGGUUGCAUCAGCCGUGUGAUUUUCCGGGAAAGAACGUGAAGAUGAUCAAGCUGCAUCGAUGAGAAGUGACUGGAUCCAUUAAAUGCAAGUUAACUUCCAAUCCAAGUUUAAAGUUCUUCCCCAGCUCAAGUACAAUCCUCAGAGAAAUUUCUCGAUAAACCAACUCUUACAUGGAGUACAGGGUUUGUAGUCAGGGGAGUUAUUUGGAAGAUUUGGAGAACCUUUGAGCUUGCUUGUUUCUGUAGAAGCGGGAUGACAAUCAAAUCCACAAUUGCGG